AGCCUCGCAGCCCGUCCAUUUCCCUCGCGUGCCGCGUCACCCACCCGCGGCAUGAGCAGCGCCUCCGCGCCUGGCCCGGCGCCCGCCAGCCUCACGCUCUGGGACGAGGAGGACUUCCAGGGCCGUCGCUGUCGGCUGCUGAGCGACUGUGCGAACGUCUGCGAGCGCGGAGGCCUGCCCAGGGUGCGCUCGGUCAAGGUGGAAAACGGCGUUUGGGUGGCCUUUGAGUACCCCGACUUCCAGGGACAGCAGUUCAUUCUGGAAAAGGGAGACUAUCCUCGCUGGAGCGCCUGGAGUGGCAGCAGCAGCCACAAUAGCAACCAGCUGCUGUCCUUCCGGCCAGUGCUCUGCGCGAACCACAAUGACAGUCGUGUGACACUGUUUGAGAGGGACAGCUUCCAAGGCUGCAAGUUUGACCUCGUUGAUGACUACCCAUCCCUGCCCUCCAUGGGCUGGGCCAGCAAGGAUGUGGGUUCCCUCAGAGUCAGCUCCGGAGCGUGGGUGGCCUACCAGUACCCAGGUUACCGAGGCUACCAGUACGUGUUGGAGCGGGACCAGCACAGCGGACAGUUCCGUACUUACAGUGAGUUCGGCACACAGGCCCACACUGGGCAGCUGCAGUCCAUCCGGAGAGUCCAGCACUAGGCUCCAUGGCCCCAGACACCUUCCCUGAGGACACUCAAUAAAGGUUCCUGAAUCUUCCUGCC
Molecule: messenger RNA, 707 nt
Organism: Pongo pygmaeus (Bornean orangutan)
Lineage: Eukaryota; Metazoa; Chordata; Mammalia; Primates; Hominidae
Gene: CRYBA2
Product: crystallin beta A2
Exons: 5
Coding region: 52-645 (197 amino acids)
Biological process (GO): visual perception; lens development in camera-type eye
Molecular function (GO): structural constituent of eye lens
Source: RefSeq, a predicted model, not a curated record